Melanaphis sacchari is the source of this 2340-nucleotide messenger RNA. Its product is annotated as facilitated trehalose transporter Tret1-like. The transcript is spliced from 8 exons. Gene Ontology annotation, molecular function: transmembrane transporter activity. NCBI's taxonomy places the organism in Eukaryota, Metazoa, Arthropoda, Insecta, Hemiptera, Aphididae. Gene Ontology annotation, cellular component: membrane. Gene Ontology annotation, biological process: transmembrane transport. The record is from RefSeq and is a predicted model, not a curated record. Bases 558 to 2105 code for a protein of 515 amino acids.
GUCGAACUUUACGGUCGUAGGAGGUAAAUAGUGAAAAACAAAUGUCUUAAGAAGAAUUUUUCCCCUCUCAUAAUCCACACAAAUCUUGCCAGGGAGAGGAUUUAUAAAAACAUAUGGACGCUGUAGCAGUAUUAUGUGUGCACUGUAACAACAAUAAAAUACAUUGCUUAAUAUUAUAUUAUUUUACUGAUCGCGAGAGGUGUUAUACAAGGUCUUCGGGAAAGAAUCCUGACAACGGGCGUACCGUAUUACCAUUUACCUACUGCGAAUAGUAGUAUAUUUUAUUUUUGUAUACAGUAGUUUAAUUAUACUCUCCAGUUUCAUGAAACGGUUUUAGUAGGACGGAUACUACGGUUUCAUAUUAUUUUUGGUUAUGUAAAUUUAUCAAAAUGUUCGACAAUUUGGUAUAAUAUUACCAGCUUUAUUGAAAUAACGGAGUAACUAUCAUUUUUACGUCGCAGUGAAUUGUGCACUCUGUCUUAUUAACUAUUAAUAAUAAUAUAAUAAUAUACUAAGCUUUUCGUUUAUCAUUCGUGCACACGUGCGAUCUGUUGAAAAUGGACAACACCACUGUCACCACCGCUAUAAAUGAACCGGAAGCUGGAUCACUGUUAAACGCAUCCGACCGUACGAGUGACCAGAAUAAAUAUAAACGAAUAUUAUCACAGGUAAGUGCGAUGACCGCUCAGAGUUUAUUAAUGUUGGAUUUGGGAAUGAUGAUAGCCGUUCCUACAAUUGUCAUUGGCGCACUACACAAUGCAAAAGAAGACCUUUCGCUGGACGAUGAUCAGUCCUCGUGGCUAGGUAGCAUAAUGUUGCUGUGCCAACCCCUAGGCUGCGUGAUUUCGGGCUGUUUGCAAGGUGUGCUCGGCCGAAAACAAAGCAUGCUACUGGUCAACUUGCCCCACCUGGCCGCUUGGUACCUACUAUAUGCGGCCACGUCCCGGUGGAUGCUGUACACGGCCUCGAUAAUUAUGGGUAUAGGAAUUGGAUUUUUAGAGGCACCCAUGAUGUCGUACAUCGGUGAGAUCAGCGAACCGGAAAUCCGGGGAAUGUUGUCAACAUUUACCAACUCUGUCGUCGUCCUGGGACACCUGCUAGAGUUUGUUCUUGGGUGUAUGUUUUCGUGGAGAGUAACUAUGCUCGUUAGCUGUCUGGUGCCUGUGGUUGCUACCAUCUCUAUAUCGCUGAUUCCAGAAUCACCCAUCUGGUUAUUGAUGAAGGGAAGGAGAGACGAGGCAUUGUCGUCGUUAAGAUGGCUACGGGGGUGGGUUUCCGCCGAAGAUGUGAGAGAAGAAUUUCACGAACUCGAACUGUAUUGUCAGGCGUCCAAAAAUGAGUUCAAAAGUUUUUUGGAAGCCAAGAUCAAAAAAUCGUCCAGAUACACCGGACUACCGGACAGCGAAUUUGCAACACAAAGUAAACCCAGCAUCGCUAACGUAAUUAGAGACUUUCUGCGUCCCGGAAUCCUAAUACCACUACGUCUGGUAGUAAUCUCCUUUUUCUUUUACCAUGCAGCGUCGCUGACAGCCAUGCGACCGUACAUGAUAGAAAUUUUCACCCGACUGGAAGUACCCUUGACGCCAAAAACAUUAACCGUCAUAUCAGCAGUGCUACAGGGGACAGGAGCAAUGACAUGCAUUUGUCUGUUGCGGGUGGUCGGUAAAAGAGUUUUGUUUUUGGUCUCAAUGACGAGUUGUGCGCUAUGCUGUCUGUUGUUGGGUGCCUACACAUAUUCCAUAACACAGCACCAGUGGUCAUCCAUACCGACGAUACCAUUGUUGCUGUUUUGCACGCUGUACUUUUCCAUAAACUUAGGUGUCAGUCCCAUACCAUGGUUGCUAGUCAGCGAAGUAUUUCCAACCAGAGGACGAGAAAUGGCCACCGGAAUGUGCGCAGUAUCUUUUUACAUCUUCGCGUUCCUAGCAUCGAAGACCUGGUUAAAUCUUCAGAGCUUAGUUGAAUUAUAUGGAUGUUUUUUAUUCUACGGGAUACUAGCCGUCAUUGGAAUUAUAUAUAUAUUCAUUUGUUUGCCAGAAACUGAAGGUAAAACGCUAGCUGAAAUUGAAGAAGAUUUUGCGAGAAAAAAACGUCAGAUAAGUUAAAAUAAAAAAAUCAGCGUAAUGAUAAAACAUCACAUUAACGUAUAGACGUAUAGACGUCACAAGCGUACAAGUGUUUUGUAAAUAUAAUUUUAACCUUCUCUACUAAUACAAAUAAAAUACUUUAAUAUAUAUUACCACCUACGGCAAAUUUAGUUGACAAAAUGUAACAUAUAAAAUAACAUAUCGAGUUUAUAAUUUUAUUAUUUAUAAGAAUAAUAUUACAAAAUUGACAAGU